AUGGCGAGCCGCCGCCUAGAGUCCCCCCGCAUGCGCCGGCUGCGGUCUGGACACUUCAGGCGGCUAGCAGCAGCAGAUGAGCUGCCGCUGCUGGACUUGCUGCUGUGCAGCUGCUGCAAGCCUGCGCCGGAGUAUGAAAUAGUUUAUGACAGUCCCCAUGCUGCUGCUGCUGCUGCUGCUGCUGCUGCUCGCAGCAGGAGCAGCAGCAGCAAGAAGCGCCCUGCGAGGCAGAAACAGCAGCGCCACGCGAAAGCGCCUCAAAAACACGCGGGCAAACCCGAGCAGCAGCAGCAGCAGCAGCAGCAGCAGCAGCAGCAGCAGCAGCACCAGCAUCAAAGGUCCAUUAGCUGGGCUGACGGGAGAAACGGCAGCGAGACUGCUGCGGAGUCUUUUGCUGAGCCGGAGCAGCAGAGCACAGAGUGUGAGCCGCAGAGCAGCAGCAGCAGCAGCAGCAGCAACAGCAGCAGCAGCAGCAACAGCAGCAGCUGCACCAUGCUGGCCUCCGCAGUCCCCACGCCUCCCAAGGAAGCGCCUUCGCUGACACCCACAGAAGUGACCCCGCGGGUGACUGCAGCAGCAGCAGCAGCAGCACCAGCAGCAGCAGCAGCAGCAGCACCUGCCGAAGCAGCAGCAGCAAAGCAGCAGCCAGCCAAAACCCCUUCAAAGAAAGACAAAGAAGCCCACAGGCAGAAGUCGAGAAGCCUGAAGUCUUCAGCUUCUCGCAAAGAGAGCAGCAGCAGCAGCAGCAGCAGCAAGGGGGAGCUCAAGAGAGACAGCAGCAGCCACAGAAGCAAAGCAGCAGCAGAUGCUGCUGAGCCCAUGAGCAGGAAGGGGUCAAAGGAGCAGCUGCAGCAGCUGCAGCAGCAGCAGCGGCAGCAGUCGGUGCAGCGCUUGCGCUCCAAACUCAGUCUUCAGCAGCAAAAAGCAGCAGCAGCAGCAGCAGCAGCAGAAACAGAAGGGCCCGUGGCGGGAAAAGUUGAAGUUGAUGUUAUUGGACUCACAGGUAAACUUAAAAUAGAAGGAGAAAGGCCUCAGGUUUUCUUGCUCUGCGGAUACCUCAAUGACAACCUUUCUGACUUCGUGCUGCCGCUGCAGCAAGAAGCUGCUGCGCUGCGGCUGACAGUGGUGCUCACCCAAGAAGUGGAGGAGAAGACAGCAGCAGGAAAGAAAUGCACUUGGCGUCUCAAAGACUUGGGCUGCGUGGUCUUUCCCCUAGCCAACCUCAAGAAGCCCAACAGCCUUGACUGGGCCACUUAUCCUCUUUCCGUCUCUGCAGCAUUUUCUGGAAGCUGUUCUGCAACACUGCGUUGCAAAGUUUCUUCUUUCUUAGCUGACGAGGGCCCGCCUGUGCCCGAAGACAAGCUGGAGCCAUUUCAGCCACCCCAGAAAAUUGCCAAGUGGCGAAACGUCCGGGAGGAGCAGCAGCACUCAGCUGCUGCUCCUUCGCCCGUGAGCAGCAACAUCAGCAGCAGCAGCAGCAUCAGCUGCAGCAGCAACAUCAGCAGCAGCAGCAGCGGCAUCAGCAGCGGUCGCAUCAGUCGCAGCAGCAGCAUCAGAAGCAGCAGCAGCGGCCGCAUCGGCAGCAGCAGCAGCAGCAGCAGCAGCAGCAGCGUGGUGUAUGCUGCUAGCGAUGGCUCCGUCGUCGAUGGCAGAGAGCUGCUGAGGAGUUCUUUUUCGCUUAAUUGCUCUUUGCUGCUGUCGGGCGAGGCGGUGCAUGCGUGGCAGCUGCAGCACGGGGAGGCUUCCCUUUUGCUGCAGCAGCUGCUGCAGUCCCAGGCCCCGCCGCAGCAGCAGCAGCAGCAGCAGCUGCAGCAGCAGCAGCAAGAGAAGGAGGACUUUGGAGGAGGAGCCACAAACGGGCUUUCCCGCUGCAGCAGCUUGGAGGGCCCCUCCCCGCUGCUGCUGGCUGUCUCGCCUCCUCCCCAGAAGCAGCAAAUUGAAAAAAGACAACAAAUGAAAUUUUCAAAUUCUUUCUCAUUUGACAAAGACAUGAGUGCUGGGGUUUGCAGGCCCCGGCGAGCGGUAGUAAACGCCCCGCGGUGCUGCGCCUCGCUGCCCUGCUCCAGCAGCAAGUACAGCAGCAGCAGCAGCAGCAGCAGCAGCAAGAACAGCAGCAGCAGCAGCAGCAGCGGAAAGGUCACCUCUCGCGACAUGCAGGGAGAUUUCGGCAGCAGAGACGGUGUGGAAGUGAAGCGAAGCACGGAAACGCCAGGCCACUGCAGCAGCAAGGCAUAUAGAGGCUGCAGCCACAGCAGCAGCAGCAGCAGCAGCAGCAGCAGCAGCGGAGUGAUUGCAAAAGCCAUCAGCCCGCCCCUUAAAAAGGCAGCACCGCGAUUGCCGCAGCUGCCACUGCAGCACCGUCAGCAGCAGUUGCUGCAGCAAGCGGGACGGCAGCAGUCACAGCCGCCGCUAGCAGCGCAGCUGCAACACCCACCGAAGCAGCAGCAGCAGCAGCAGCAGCAGCAGCAGCAGCAGCAGCAGGGCUCUGGCGUCGGCCGCACAGUAUUCAGAGAGGUAUCUACAGCCCUGGAAGAGCUUCUUAGAGAGGUCAGGGCCAACACCAUUAGGGUGCAGCAGCGAAUGCAGCAGCAGGAGCAGCAGGAGCAGCAGCAGGAGCAACAGCAGCAGCAGAAAGUUCUCCCAGCAGUGCCGAAGGCGAGACACACCAUCGCGGUAGAACAGCAGCAGGAGGAAGGAGAGGAGCAGCAGCAGCAGGAGGAAGGAGAGGAGCAGCAGCAGCAGGAGGAAGAAGAGGAGGAGGAGCAGCAGCAGCAGCAACAGCAGCAGCAGCAGCAAAGACAGCAGCGCUUUGCUGCCAUUUGUCCUCAACAAACAAACCCCAUGAUGCAGCCCAGCAGCUGA
Molecule: messenger RNA, 2862 nt
Organism: Eimeria necatrix
Lineage: Eukaryota; Apicomplexa; Conoidasida; Eucoccidiorida; Eimeriidae
Exons: 6
Coding region: 1-2862 (953 amino acids)
Source: RefSeq, a predicted model, not a curated record